CUUUAAACUUUGAUUUAUUUGAUUGAAAUACAUAGAAGAGAUUGUUAAUGACAAGAUAUCUCUUUUGUCACCAAUUUAAUCAAAGCUUAGCAUGUUUUCUGUCAGACUUUUGUAUUAGUAAGUGGAACAAAAUAAUACAAAACAAAAUAAUAUAGUAUUUAAACUGUCAAAUGUGCCUCUAAUAUGUGUCUUUUUUGUUUUAUUACAGAACAUAUUCUUCUCAUAUGUCUAAUUUUUGUACUAAAAUAUCAAAGCAGCCCUCGAUAACAUCCCCCAAGAAUACAUUAUUCAAUCCUAUAAAUUUUCAGAGCCAGUUGUAUCACUGCUGUGUAUGUAGACCCAAAGUUUGACAUUGUCGGUGGCUGUAUUUUGUGUGGUGAUGCACAUACAGUGAGUGUGUGACUUGGCAGAGGUGGUGCAUGUUGUUGCAGUGGUGUCUCUGUGCUGCUGCUGUGCUCAUGGCUCAGAGGAGGGCUGCUGGAGGCUGCUGCUGCCCCAGAGCGCCCAUGAAUGAAGACAACGCUCGUUUCUGCCUGCUGGCUGGCCUCAUCUUACUCUACUUGCUGUGCGGCGCCGCCAUCUUCUCGGCUUUGGAGCACCCCUUCGAGCUCCGCGCCCGCCUCCUCUGGAAACAGCAGCUGGACAACUUCACCAGGCGAUACAGGGUCAACCUGGGGGCUCUGCACACUCUGCUGCGCCAGUAUGAGGAGGCUAAUGGAGCUGGGAUCAGAGUGGACACGCUGAGGCCACGCUGGGACUUCUCUGGAGCUUUCUACUUUGUGGGCACAGUGGUCUCCACUAUUGGCUUUGGCAUGACCACGCCAGCAACCAUAGCAGGAAAAAUAUUCUUAAUCUUCUAUGGUCUUAUCGGCUGUGCUGCCACCAUCCUCUUCUUUAACCUCUUCCUGGAGAGGAUCAUCACCAUGUUAGCUUACAUCAUGCGCUGGUGCCACGAGCGCCGGCUGAGGUGUGCCGGUGUCGGGGUGAUGUCGAGCAGGGAGGAGUCGUCUGGUGAGGAGGACAGUCUGGAAGGCUGGAAACCGUCAGUCUACUACGUGAUGCUGAUCCUGGGAGUUGCAUCUAUUGUGAUUGCUUGCAGUGCCUCCACUCUGUACAGCUCCAUGGAGAACUGGAGCUACGUGGACUCUCUCUACUUCUGCUUUGUGGCCUUCAGCACCAUUGGCUUCGGGGACCUGGUGAGCAGUCAGAGGCAGCAGUAUGAGUCUCAGGAGGCCUACCGGGUCGGAAACUGCCUUUUCAUCUUAAUGGGAGUGUGUUGCAUCUACUCACUUUUCAAUGUCAUCUCUAUUAUCAUCAAGCAAACUCUCAACUGGAUCCUGGGUAAGAUGGUCUGCUCAGAGAAGCAUCAGCUGUGUUCCUGCUCUACACCCGGCUGGUGCCUCUGCUGCCCCUGCCUCCAGAGCAAAAAUCAAAAGCAGAGGCGUCCACCUGCACAAUUCAGGCCAAAACGCAUGAAACGCAACGCGGUGCAGCCCGUCUCAUCCCACCGACCGGCAGGAAAGCAUCGCUACACAGGCGCCUCGGUGGAGUCUGUGUGUGGCAGUGAGACCGAUGCAGUGGCUGAAGUGUAUGUGGGGCGACGCAUGUCAGGAGAGAUGAUCUCCGUCAAUGAGUUCAUGGUUUCAAAUAAGGUGUCUCUGGCACUGCUCCAGAAGCAGCUGAGUGAAACGGCUCACCAGGGCCCUCGGCAGAGCUACGGCCAUCAGAACGGAUUCUCUGGUGGUGUCGGAGCUUUGGCCAUUAUGAACAACCGCCUGCAGGAGACCAGUGUGGACAGAUAGCAUCAAGAUAGCAGCUUACUUGUUGUGUUUGGAUUCUCUAGAUUCCAUAGGAACAGAUUGUGAAUAUUCCUUAGGAAGUCUUUUUUUUUUUUUUAAGAAAUUCCAUCAUUUCUCUUCUGAUUAUCACAAAACCAAAUUUGGAGAAUAGUACAAUUUCCUUCUAAUUAGAAUUCGUUGAGUGUGAGCAGGUUCAUUAGAAGUCUGCACAGAUAUCAGACUUCCAGGAUGGACUCUGCACAGCUAAUAAUUUUUCAAUGAGGAAAAGGAGAGUAAAAAGACGAUUACAACUGAAAGAAUUCAACAUCACUGUGAAGAGCGGUCUGAUGUCCUGAAGUGAUUGACUCGUACAAAAGCAAUCAGAUGAAAGAAGUGUGAAGGACCACUUAAAGAGGACUGCUGAUUUAAAAGUGCUGCACAUGUCCCCUGAGCUCCUCAUCAGAUAUGGUUGUAUGUGAGGUGGUAGUCAGUAAUGGUGAACAUGCAGACAUGAUAUCUACUGUCUUCUCUUAGAUAACCAGCUCCAUAUAUAUAACCUUUGAAAUGUAAUUUGUAUCUGGAUCUAGCUUCUGCAGGAGCUGUCAAGCACCAAGAAAGAGACAUUUUAAUUUGAUUGCUCACAAGAUGCUCUUCUUGUUUCAUCGUCACACGUCAUUGAAAUUCAUAGGCUUCAUGAAAGAGAUCCAAGGUUUUCACUAGAGUACAUCUAAUCAAACACGGCCUGUAGAGGACGUCCUUAUGUCAAUAAGUGCGUCGCAAAAAAACCACAGGGUCACAUCAGCAGUGCCGAGACAGAGAUUUAGGCUCCUUUUCUAUGCAAGAAAACCAAUUCUGCGUCAUUUUGCAGCAUGUAUGUGGCAGGUUUUCAUCAGUGCUUUGGUUGUUGAGUGCGAGGAGAAAAGCUUCCCUCUUAGACAAAAGCAUCCAUUUUUGUCACGCUCGAUGGUUUGUCUUCAGUGUUACUAAUUUCAAAGCAAUGAGGAGAAAUACUUCUUGUAGCAAGGUAUUAUGGGUAAAAAUACUGCAAGUCGUCAGUCAAAUGUUCUUUAUUUAGGCUUAAAACAAUCUUAUCAUGUAAUGUCUAUACACAGAAAAUGACUAACAGAAAUAAUGUAACAAUGCAGUGUGAUACAGAUAAAAUAAUCCAUACACAAACUGACCCGUUCUGAUGCUGUUUGCUUUGUCAGCUAUACAAAACAUGAAUAAGGCAGCACAGUACGUAUCCAAUUGAUGGGAAAAAUACAUUUCACAUGCACUUUACUUACGAAUGUGUUCAGAAAUAUGUUAAAUAUAUAGAAAUAAUUAAGAAAUGUGUACAUGUAGAACUUAUUUGUGCAAAAUUUAAUUAGGAAUAAUUGACUUUCGGCCAAUUUUUGAAUACUUACUUCAAUUUUUUUGGUCACAAUCAAACAUUAGUCCAGCUGAGUGAGUCCUCGUGUUUAAAAAAAUCUUAAAGCAAACAGCUUUCAGAAAGACUUUAAUUGCACUAGAUCGUGUAAUGUAUUUUUUCUUGAUCUGUGUAGAAUUAAAUAUUUGAUCUCA
Molecule: messenger RNA, 3341 nt
Organism: Acanthochromis polyacanthus (spiny chromis)
Lineage: Eukaryota; Metazoa; Chordata; Actinopteri; Pomacentridae
Gene: kcnk12l
Product: potassium channel, subfamily K, member 12 like
Exons: 2
Coding region: 420-1802 (460 amino acids)
Biological process (GO): potassium ion transmembrane transport; stabilization of membrane potential
Cellular component (GO): membrane
Molecular function (GO): potassium ion leak channel activity
Source: RefSeq, a predicted model, not a curated record